AUGUUCAAUGCGCUGAACCGCUUCAUGUCCCGCUUGGACGGGCAGCAACCUACCCAACAGAACAACCGCGAGGGGUCUUUUGGAUUCCAGGUCCUGAGAAAUACGAACCUCGAGCUCCACGUUGAUCCCUGGUUUGACUUCAUUAUCGGAAUAAACGGCCGGCCUAUUGACAACCCUGACCCAAGACUCUUCGCCCAAGAAGUCCGCAACUGUGCAGGCGGUACCGUUCUUCUUGGCCUAUGGAGCGCUAAAGGUCAGCGUACCCGCGAACUACAUGCUCCUGUGCCUCACGACACCGCCUCCCUCGGCCUCUCCCUGCAAUGGACACCCCUCGCAGUAGCCGCUAAUAUCUGGCAUGUUCUUGAUGUUGCCUCCAACUCCCCUGCUGAUACUGCGGGGCUUCUUCCCUACGGUGAUUAUAUCCUAGGCAGCCCCGAGGGCGCGCUGCAUGGCGAGGGCGGACUCAGUGAGCUAGUGGAAGAUCACAUCGGCCGUCCCCUGCGGCUGUAUGUCUACAACAACGAGUACGAUGUCACACGCGAAGUGACGAUUCAACCAACCCGUGAAUGGGGUGGGGAGGGCGCUCUAGGGUGCGUGUUGGGAUACGGAGCUCUGCAUCGACUGCCCCCACCGCUUAAUGAGCCUGUCUCUGCACCAGGCGAGAUGAUGUUUGAUGGGGAGAAGGACUCGGGGGCGGUGUAUGGAGUUGCGCCUGGUGCGGAGGCGUCGCAGGAUCUCUUUGUGCCGGCAGCUGCUCCUGGUCUUGGAGCUGGAGGGCCUCCUCCUUCAGGAGGGGAGUUUCUGGUGCCGGCGCAGAUGGUGGAAGCUGGCGGAGCGGCGCCACCACCACCUGCUGGCACAGCAACGACAAGGAAAAAGAAGGAGAGGCAUCACGGCGGAAACCAACUCAUGGAUGACUACUUCAAGGAGCAGGAGAAGAAGAGCAGAGAAUUGGACAACGCGCCUAGCGGAAGAGGGACACCAGUUGCGCCGCCUCCAAAGACAGGAGGUCCACCGCCCCCGCCUAGGGCGGGCACUACAUCGCCACCUAAGGAGAAAGAAGAGGGGGGUGGUGAGUGA
Colletotrichum truncatum is the source of this 1080-nucleotide messenger RNA. RefSeq names its product GRASP55/65 family protein. Gene Ontology annotation, molecular function: protein binding. Lineage: Eukaryota; Fungi; Ascomycota; Sordariomycetes; Glomerellales; Glomerellaceae. Gene Ontology annotation, biological process: Golgi organization. Gene Ontology annotation, cellular component: Golgi apparatus. The record is from RefSeq and is a predicted model, not a curated record.